Molecule: messenger RNA, 1541 nt
Organism: Xylaria bambusicola
Lineage: Eukaryota; Fungi; Ascomycota; Sordariomycetes; Xylariales; Xylariaceae
Exons: 1
Coding region: 189-1328 (379 amino acids)
Cellular component (GO): Prp19 complex; U2-type catalytic step 1 spliceosome; U2-type catalytic step 2 spliceosome
Molecular function (GO): U6 snRNA binding; pre-mRNA binding
Source: RefSeq, a predicted model, not a curated record
UCCAAAAUGUCCAGGGGCCCGGCUUGUCUCCAUUCGCUAUCAGCCACACCACCCCCAUCCCCAAAAACUUCGCCGCCUAUUGAUCUUAUCAGUGGACGAUACCUGACAAAGACAAACAGUCCUCUUACGUCUUCUGUUCAUAGUCGCCUGCCUUCGCGCCAGUUCCCCAGCGCGACGAGCUCACCACCAUGCCGCCCCAGAUCAAGCAAGACCUGAAUCGCUCCGGCUGGGAGUCGACUGACUUCCCCUCCGUCUGUGAGAACUGCCUGCCGCCGAACCCUUACGUCAAGAUGCUCAAGGAGGACUAUGGCGCCGAAUGCAAGAUCUGUACGCGGCCCUUUACUGUCUUUUCGUGGGCCGGCGAUCGCGCCCACGGCCGCAAGAAACGCACCAACAUCUGCCUCACCUGCGCGCGCAUGAAGAACUGCUGCCAGUGCUGUAUGCUUGACUUGCAGUUCGGCCUCCCCAUCCAGCUUCGCGAUGCCGCCCUCAAGAUGGUCGCGCCCGGCCCAUCGAGCGAGGUCAAUCGCGAAUACUACGCCCAAAACAACGAGAAGGCCUUGGAAGAAGGCAAGGGCCUCGAAGAAUACGACAAGGCGGACGAGAAAGCUCGAGAGCUCCUGAGACGGCUGGCGACUAGUAAGCCGUAUUUUAGAAAGGGACGGGCCAUCGAGGAUGGUGGCGCAUCGUCGACAGCUACGGGAAAUGCGCCUGGUGGUAAUGUCGCCGUCGGCGCUGGCGUAGGAGGACCUGGUCCAAUAAGGACACGCGACUCUAGAGCUGCUGCCGCUGCCGGUGCUCGACCCGGGCGAAGACCAUUCCCGAGCGCGUCGCAAUUACCACCCGGGCCGAAAGACUACCUACCCCCCGAUGACAAGUCCAUCACAAGUCUGUUUGUGACGGGUGUCGAGGAUGAUCUGCCAGAAUACAAGAUCCGGGAUUUCUUCAAGGAACACGGCAAGAUCAAAUCUCUGAUCUGCAGUCACAUGUCACAUUGCGCCUUCAUCAACUACGAAACGAGAGAAGCGGCCGAGAGAGCAGCUGACGCUUGCAAGGGACGAGCUGUCAUUGCAGGGUGCCCACUUCGAGUCCGAUGGUCCCAACCCAAGCCGAUCGGUACCAUGAACCGGGAAGAAAGAGCUGAGAUGAUCAGAGAUGGACGAUCCGCAUUCGCCGAUCAACGACGCGGUCCAGGGGGCAGGCGGGCUAUCGAAGGAGAGGCGCAAGGCGAUUCGGGAGCGCCACGGCAGGAGGUGACGAAGCUGAGUGCCAUCGCCGCACCCCCGGGCGCCAGCGACGUCAACUAUGCCAGCUUGGCUGGUGACUAACGGGUAUGACCUGAAAGAUACAUACAUACUAUGCAUUGAUGGCGUCCGGGGUCAGGGUCAACGGGAACAUUACAUGGCGAUAUGCAGUCCUGUUCAUAGCAUCUGGGGUGUUUUUUUUCUCUGCGUAGCGACUCGAUAUGAAUUUUGAGAGAAAAGAGAGUCAUGGUCAUGCUUUAUUGGUACACUGGGGUAUCAUGAUAUAUAAUACAGAUU